UAUCAAAGAAGAGAGAUAUCUGAAUCCGAACAAAAUUUGAUAGUUUUGAUAAAAUGGCGGCUGAGGUGGCAGGUGCGGUUGUGAGCAAUGCUGAAAUAGUGAGAGGACAGACUUUUGAAGUGGGACCUAGGUACACAAAUCUGGCCUACAUUGGGGAAGGAGCUUACGGCAUGGUUGUAUCUGCAUAUGACAAUGUGACCAAGACUAAGGUGGCCAUCAAGAAGAUUUCACCAUUCGAGCACCAGACCUACUGCCAGAGGACGCUGAGGGAAAUCAAAAUCCUCACCAGGUUCAAACAUGAAAACAUUAUCGACAUCAGAGACAUAUUGCGAGCACCGACGAUUGACAUGAUGAAAGAUGUUUACAUCGUACAGUGUCUCAUGGAAACUGACCUCUAUAAGCUGCUAAAGACACAAAGGCUUAGUAAUGACCACAUCUGCUACUUCCUCUACCAGAUACUGCGUGGCCUCAAGUACAUCCACUCAGCCAACGUGCUUCACAGAGACCUCAAGCCCAGCAACCUGCUACUCAAUACCACUUGCGACCUCAAGAUCUGUGACUUUGGGCUGGCGAGGGUCGCUGACCCGGACCAUGAUCACACCGGGUUCCUCACAGAGUACGUCGCCACCAGGUGGUACAGGGCUCCAGAGAUCAUGCUUAACUCGAAGGGGUAUACCAAAUCAAUAGACAUCUGGAGUGUGGGCUGUAUACUGGCAGAGAUGCUGUCCAACCGACCGAUAUUCCCGGGGAAACACUAUCUUGACCAACUGAAUCACAUCCUGGGUGUGUUAGGAUCUCCGACUCAGGAGGACUUGGAAUGCAUCAUCAAUGAGAAGGCCAGAAGUUACCUGCAGUCCUUGCCGUUCAAGCCCAAGGUCCCGUGGACCAGACUUUACCCCAAUGCUGACUCCAAAGCCCUGGACCUGCUAGACAAGAUGCUGACAUUCAACCCUCACAACCGCAUAGUGGUAGAGGAUGCUCUCGCACACCCCUACCUGGAGCAGUACUACGACCCUGCUGAUGAGCCAGUGGCAGAGGAACCGUUCAGGUUUUCUAUGGAGUUGGACGACUUACCAAAGGAAACUUUAAAACAGUUCAUCUUCGAGGAGACUGUGACCUUCAAGCAGAGGGAUCAGAAUAUCUAGUGUGACUCAGGUCGCAAGAAGGUUCCAGUUGUCUGUUACAUUUCUUCUCACCUCCUCUUGUUCGCUGUGCCCACCACUGGACUCUAUGUGUAUAGUGUAAUUUUCCAUUGUUACGUUAUUUAGCCCCGGUCGGGCGACUUACGUUCCCCUCCCCUACCAUCACAACACGACCCACGUGAUUUCAAUGGCCUAAUUAAAACAAUAUAUAUCAGGAAAUCCACAUUAGCUGUUUAUUUUGUCUCGUUAUAACUUGGGUUUAGUGUGACAAAGGUUAGUUUUCCGUCGUACAUUCCUCAGUUGUUGUAGUAAAUUAGGGUUAGAUCGGUAGUGCUGUUAACAGUUUUUAAAGGUGCAUAAAAUUUUAACUUGAAAACAAUGCAUUUUGAAGCAAGUGGUUCCAAAUCUCGAUCGAUGUUCUACGUUUGUAUCAUACUUGAAAAUGUUCACUAGCCGAUCUUGCAAACGUUUAAGAAUCGCACUGUCAUUAAGUCUUGGGUUCUUGUUUAAGGCUUUACGAAGAAUAUCUGUGCAUGUUACUGCUUCGGUGAUUAGUGUAAUUGUUUUUGCCUUCCAUAGCAAAAAAAUAUUAAAUUUUUGCAUAAAGCUAACUUUACACUGUAAUAUUUAUAUUUUUAUAUCCGAUCGUUUUUAACUUGGAUUUUUUUUAAAUAUUAAAACGUGAAUCCUACACGGAUUUGGAAUCAGCUGCAGCCACCUAACGAUGAUAAGUAGGAAAAGUCAGUAUUUGUACAAAUGUGUAUAUUUAGGUGUAAAUUGUCCAGUUCUAGAACCGGACAUGAGACGAACAAAGCGAAGGCGGGGCUAUUUAUUUAUUAUUUACUCAUUAGAACAGAUGUGGAAAAAGUGUAGCAUACCGUUGAUUACUUAUCUAGGUUAUGUCUUGUGUUAGUCGUUUAGCGAGUGAUCAGAAAAAAUGUCUUCCUUUACUGUACAUGUUUAUUGUCCUAUCUGAAGAUUUUAAAGAAUAACGAAAAAAUGUAACAUUUACACAGUGUUAGACAGUAAACUAAUAAUUGAUGCAAAAUUCUUCAAAAACAAUCUGUUGCCUUUAUCAAAAAAAGCUGGAAUGACAGAGAAGGGAUUUAUUUUAUUUACGGAACAAAUUGUGUAGUAGAUACUGGAUUCAGUUGCACAUUUAGUUUAUCAUCAACCAUUGAUUUUUUUCAAUUACUAAUUUUUAAUUGAACAAAUGACAUUAGUGCACCCAUUGAAAUGUUGGGUAAUUGUGACUGGGAAAUGUUGUUUGUGACACGGAGUCGUCUUCAUUGUUCCAACACUCUGACUACGGAACGCUGCAGUGUUUGGUGCUGGCAUACACAACAUACACUGCUACUGUAACCUUUGACAGGGCACAUUUUAAUCUUUGCAUCACUUUACAAUGUCGGGUACGUUUUACUGGAUAUGUGAUUGGAAGACGCAGUUUUAUUAUUGUUUUUUUAUUGUCCAAUUUCAUCACCAAAUGUAACUAACUCUGCACUACAUUACAAUGUUGGCCAAGUUUUACUGGGAAAUGUUGUUGAAUAAUUAGUAUUAUAUUAUUAAAAUGUUAUGGUUAAAUUUAAUCUGUGUACCAUAUUACAAUUGUUUCCAUUGGGAGUUCAUAUUGAGUAUUGAAAUUAUUGAGUAUAUUGGAAUUACAUGUUGAUUACAAUUGUUAGCCAGUUGGUAUUACAAAAUUAAAUGUACGCCCUCCAUUGUGAUGUUGUCAUUUUUAUCGGAAAAUGAUUGUUGAAUAAUAGUAGGUGUUUUAUUGGUCAAUUUCAUCACAUAUUUAAUCUGUGCACCACAUUGCAAUGUUUGGUCACUUUUACGGGAAACUGUUGAAUAUUGUGUAAUUAAAUUAUGACUUUGAUUGUUGAUGUUAUUUAAAACAAAUUUAAUACCCAAACAAUCCAUUUUUUCACUAAAGUGUAUUUCUUGAUGAUUUUAUGAUUGAUUUAUUUGAAACGUAUUUAAUGGAAUUCUUGUAUGUUCACGGGAUGAAGUCAAAGAAUGGAAAAGCGAAUAAAUAAUUUUUUUAAUUCUUUCUUAAACAGUGUACGCAACGUGUUCUCUACGCGUGUUUUGUCUGUGUAUUUGACUUGUUACUGUCUAAUGUAGGAAUUUCUGCGAUGAUCACAUUUCAUGAGUAAUAAAAUAUUGAAACUUCUCAGUGUUCCUUAAUUUUUUGUAUUCUCACGUGACAACUGUGUCGGCUCUCGAAUCACGUAAUCUCGGUGUAGUUGAAUAUAAAAACCUUUGAUAAGUGUUGUAAGUUUUAUAAAUAAUAAAUAAGCAUUUAUUAAAUGUACAACACAGUCGACUUCUACCUUGUCCAUUAAAAAUGAAAUCAUAAAAUCAGCACUUUAUAAAAUGUUCAAUAGUGAAGUUAAUUAGACAUUAUGACUGUUCUCAAAAACUUUGCCUUCAUAAAAAUUGUUAUCAAUUGAUAUUUCACAUAAGUGCAUUGCUGUUGUCGUUUAUUAGAUUUACUGCAACAGUAGAGUUUUAGAGUCUGAUAAAUAGGUCAUCUUCUUGACAGCCAGCUGAUAUACCCAGUGCACUGUUGUUGUGUUGAUUUUUGGGUGAAAGUUGUUUGAAUAGGUUUUAUUGUGUUACGUUAUUCAACAAAAAUCAUUAUUUCCCUGUUAAAUCAAAUUUGUAAUUAAAAUAUACAUUUAAUCUCAUUUAUAGAAUUAUUACAGUUAAUUUUAACUUAAACCCUGAUAUCUUUUAGAUGCAAAAAUAUAACUAGCAAACUCGGUUCUUGGCCUUUUCAGAAGCGACAAAAAAUACUUUCAAAUCAAUAAAAUGUAAAUAAACACAUUUUACUCGUGUUAUAUUAUUCUGUAUACAUCUCCUAAUUCGCUCUCAAAUAGGAAAACAUUUAGGGAAAUGUUUAUAUUUUUCGUACACAUGUGUGAUAUAUAAUAUAUGAACCUGUCGGAAUUAAAGACAGGACUCAUCCUUAUCAGAUCCUCUUUUAAAUGGUUCAUUGUUUCUCUGGCGUUAAAGUACACAGUGAUGUAUAUUUUAGAUUUUUGUUACUCUAGCGUGUACUGAGCACAACAUAAAUUUCAGUGGCAUCGGUAGAGUAUGUAUUGUGUCUAAGUUUGAACAUAUUUCUCCAUAGAGUAAAAUUGUCAUUAUAUAUGUUACUCUGUGAAUAUUUUCUUGUAAUUGUACAUUUAAGGUCUUAUUCUAUGGUAUAGUAAUUAAUUGUAUAAAUUAGUGAUUUAUCAUCAUCUAGAUGUGAUUUCUUUGGCAUUUUCGAUGGACAUGAAAAUUGCCACAACUCUUAUUUUUACGCAUAGUAAUCGGAGUCUGUGGUUACUAUCAUUACUAACAGUAAUCGCGUAACAAUCAUUCAGGAAUUUUAAAAGCUUGAUUUGAUUCAAAAUUUGUUACGCUCCAAUUUCUGACCUUAUAUUCCACUUAAAUCUAGUCCUGUACAACAAUUUGUUGGUUUUGUUCGGUUCCGUAGCUCAAUCAAACUUUAAAAGUUCCUGCGUGUUGUUCGGAAUUACUGGAAACUUAGCUUACAAUAUUAUUAUCGAUUUUACAUUUUUACAUAUUACAGAACUUUUAUGUAAUUUCAAAGUGAGUAGUGUUUGCUAUUCUUAUACAAUGUUACAACUCUGGCAGUCGUAGCCAUGGCACUCAACUUUGACUAAGAAUGAAAAUCUGUACACGGAAUCGUAUUACAUAACGUUGGUUUAACCACCCCUGUACUACGCUAAAAUAUCUCCAUGUUUUGUGAAACAUUAGCUUUUGAAUUGAUAUUAUAGGAUUGUUCUGUAACCAGUGUUAAAUUUACAACAUGCAUAAUUAUAUUGCCACUUGAAUGAUAAUCAAGUGUUGUGAAAUUCAAAAACUGUAGUUUAGUACAGGACUUUGUCAACACAGAGAUAGAAAGUUCAGCAUUUCAACACGGCUGUUUUACCUUCAUCGUACUUGUGUUCUUCAUUCUUUCUUCAACUCUUCUCCCCUCUUCACAGUAUUGUCUUAUCGAGUCUUUACCAUCCUUCUCAGAUCCUGCCUUCCUUUAUCAUUAAUCCCAUUUCAUCCUUAUUUUGUCUUUUAGUGGUUAUUGCUAUUACUUUCUCUCUCUCGCUGCAACUUUUGUUCUUCUUCUCACAACUAUCUUUCCACUUUACUUCUUUCUUUGGUGUUGUGUCAUUUUUCACUCCGGUAUUAUAUUUUUACUCUUACUAACCCUGUAAUACAUUGAUUAAGUUUCCAGUGCAUCUUUCUCAACUGUUUGUUCUAAGCAUUUCAUUCCUUCUAUUUUUGUCAACCCUGUACCCUGUAUAUACCUAAAAUAUUGAAUGAACUUUUCUUUCCUUGUCUGUUCCUUUCACAAAAAUAAUCUUCCUGCAGUAAUGUAUCUUUGUAAUAUUAUUUUUGUCUCACUAAAUGCCAUUGCACCCAUCUUCUCUAACCAUGCUUUCAGUCGUUCUUACAUCUCUUGGCGUAUUCGACUGUGCUUAACAUUGUGUUGACAAUACUGUAGCUCGUAUCAAACGUUGAGUCGGGUGCCAAGGUCUGCCGUCUGCCAGUCACUGUUGAAUAGUAUUCUAAUGUAGACCUCCUGUUACCAGUUGUAAGGGCUACCUGAGGGUGUUACGUGCACUCUGGUUACGCCAAGUCACUCUCGGUUUCAUGUUCAGUAUUAUUAUUAUUAUACAUCAGAAUACAUUGUUGUGCUAUUACCUGUGUUGAAAUCACUUUUUUAUUAAAUAUCAAAUGGAUGCUC
Messenger RNA from Homalodisca vitripennis (glassy-winged sharpshooter), 5901 nucleotides. It is a transcript of the gene rl, whose product is annotated as mitogen-activated protein kinase 1. Bases 54 to 1145 code for a protein of 363 amino acids. Gene Ontology annotation, cellular component: cytoplasm; nucleus. The record is from RefSeq and is a predicted model, not a curated record. Lineage: Eukaryota; Metazoa; Arthropoda; Insecta; Hemiptera; Cicadellidae. The transcript is spliced from 9 exons. Gene Ontology annotation, molecular function: MAP kinase activity; ATP binding. Gene Ontology annotation, biological process: intracellular signal transduction; protein phosphorylation.